Molecule: messenger RNA, 711 nt
Organism: Emericellopsis cladophorae
Lineage: Eukaryota; Fungi; Ascomycota; Sordariomycetes; Hypocreales; Bionectriaceae
Product: Polysaccharide monooxygenase Cel61a-like protein
Exons: 1
Coding region: 1-711 (236 amino acids)
Source: RefSeq, a predicted model, not a curated record
AUGAAGGCCCUUCUCCUUCUCUUUGCCGCUCUCGGCGUCUCUGCCCAUGGAUUCGUCGAAACCAUCACCGUCGGUGGCACUGUUCACCAGAACUUCAACCCUACCACCCAUCCCUACAUGCCCAACCCACCCGCUCUCCCUGGCUGGACGGCUUCCAACACAGACCUAGGCUUCGUCGCGCCCAACGCCGUGUCCUCGCCCGAUAUCAUCUGCCACAGGUCAGCCACGCCGGGACAGAGCGCCAUCCCCGUCCAGGCAGGCCAGACCGUCACCCUGAAGUGGAACACGUGGCCCGGCUCCCACAAGGGGCCUGUCAUUGACUAUCUCGCCAGCUGCGGUUCGGGGUCCUGCGCCAACGUCAACAAGCAGAGCCUGCAGUUCUUCAAGAUUGCCGAAAAGGGGCUGAACAAUGGUGUCUGGGCCGCCGACGAGCUCAUGGAUAACGGCAACCGCUGGUCCGUCACCAUCCCCAGCGACAUUGCCGCGGGCAACUAUGUGCUCCGCCACGAGAUCAUUGCUCUCCACGGUGCGGGGAGCCCCAACGGCGCCCAGUUGUACCCGCAGUGUAUCAACUUCCAGGUGUCUGGCGGCGGUUCGGCGCAGCCGAGCGGUGUACCUGGCACGAGCCUCUACACGGCGACUGACCCUGGUAUCCUGUUCAACAUGUACGGAGCGACUUCGUACCCGAUCCCAGGGCCUGCCCUGGCGUAG